GAGCUUCUUGGGCAGAGCUUUUUUAGAAACCCUACGCUCAAAAGUCGGAAUGGAAACUAAAUGGUAGCUGGAUCCCCUGCCUGCCCUUCUGAAAACGAGGCAGGAAGCCGAGGCGCGGGGCUUCCUGCCGGAUACACGAUGCCCGACCGAGACAUGGAUGAAAUGUUGACCACAGGCAAAGAAGUUAAGCAGCAAGUCGUCGUGGAGGAAGGCAGGGCUAGGUUUUCCCCCCGCUUGAAGGGCUCAUUGGAACUAAGCAAAACUGGAGUGUCAGGGGAACAUAUACUCAAGAGAAAAACCACAUGCACUGAUUGUGGGAAGACAUUUUGUCGUCGGUCUGACCUUGUUCGGCACCAGAAGCUCCACACAGGAGACAGACCCUUUACCUGUACCAAGUGUGGGAAAAGUUUUGUUCAGAGCACCCACCUCAUUGCACAUCAAAAAAGCCAUACAAAAGAGAAGCCCUACAUCUGUCCUCACUGUGGGAGAAGCUUCAACCAGAUAUUAAAUUUUAGUAGGCACCAGAGGACCCAUUCAACGGAGCCACCGUUCACAUGCAGUGACUGUGGGAAGACUUUCAGCCGCAGCUCCAAUCUUAUAAUGCACCAAAGGACACACACGGGAGAACGAAUCCACACAGGUGAGAAGCCCUAUAAAUGUCAGGAUUGCUGGAAAAGCUUUGGCAGGCGUUCAACUCUUAUUAUGCAUCAGAGAAUUCACACGGGGGAGAAGCCUUAUAAAUGCCCUGACUGUCCCGAAAGCUUCAGUGUUAAAUCAGGCCUUUUAAGUCAUCAGAGAAUCCACAUGACUGAAAAACCCUAUCAGUGCCUAGAGUGUGGCAAAAACUUCUGUCGGAGUGCAGAUCUCAUUAUUCACCAGAGAAUUCAUACAGGAGAAAAACCAUAUAAAUGCAGUGACUGUGGGAAGAAAUUCAAUACAAAUUCACACUUGGUUACACAUCAGAGGAUCCACACAGGAGAAAAACCUUACAAGUGCCCUGAGUGUGGGAAAAGCUUUUCUUACAGCUCAGUGCUCGUUGGCCACCAGAGAGUCCACACAGGGGAAAAACCUUAUGUCUGUGCUGAGUGUGGGAAAACCUUCCGUAACAAUUCACAUCUUAUUACACACCACAGAGUCCAUACGGGGGAGAAACCUUACGAGUGCCAUGAGUGUGGAAGAAGUUUCAGUGUGAGUUCAAACCUUAUUAAGCACAUGCGGAUCCACACGGAUGAGAAGCCAUUCACUUGCCUGGAAUGUGGGAAAAAUUUCCUGUUCAGUUCGGAUCUGGUCUCCCACCAGAGAGUCCACACGGGAGAGAAGCCCUACAUCUGUCUGGAAUGUGGGAAAGGCUUCUCCCAGAGCUCACAACUUAUGUCUCACCGGAGAGUCCACACUGGGGAGAAGCCCUAUGAAUGCAUCAUCUGCGAGAAGAGUUUCAGGUCAAACUAUGACCUGGUCAACCACCAGAGAAGCCACACUGGGGAGAAGCCGUAUAUCUGCUCCGACUGUGGGAAGAGCUUCACCCGGAGCUCACACCUGAUCUCCCACCAGAGAGUCCACACGGGGGAAAGGCCCUAUCCCUGCGGCAUCUGCGGGAAGCGUUUCCGUGACUGCUCGCACCUGAUUAGGCAUCAAAGGGUCCACACCGGCGAGAAACCCUAUGAAUGUUCCAUCUGUGGGAAAAGCUUCCGGGUAAACUAUGACUUAGUUACCCAUCAGAGGAACCACACAGGAGAAAAGCCAUAUGAAUGCCCCGAUUGUGGGAAGGGCUUCAAGCGGAGCUCACAUCUGAUCUGCCACCAGAGAGUGCACACGGGAGAAAAGCCCUACCCUUGUGGCAUAUGCGGGAAGAGUUUCAGUUACAGCUCAGACCUUAUUAAGCACCAGAGAAUCCACACGGGGGAGAAGCCUUAUGAAUGUCACAUCUGCGGCAAGAGCUUCCGUAUCAACGCUGACCUGGUCACCCACCAGAGAAUCCACACAGGGGAGAAGCCCUACACCUGCCCCGACUGUGGGAAACGCUUCUUAUGCCUCUCAAACCUCAUUCGGCACCACAGGGUCCACACCGGAGAGAAACCGUUCCCGUGCUUGGAAUGCGGAAGGCGGUUUGGUGAGAAAAGAAACCUCGAGAGGCACCAGCAAAUCCACACUGGAGAGAAACCCUUCGAGUGCCCCCAGUGCAAGCAACGAUUUCGUGAAAAGGCCAAGCUUCUUCGACACCAGAGGAUCCACACGGGUGAGAAACCUUACGAGUGUUUGGAGUGUGGGCAAAGGUUCAGACAUAGAGAGACCCUGAUCGUACACUGGAGACAGCACACUGGAGAGAAACCAUACGAAUGCCCUGAGUGCGGGGAAAAGUUUCCGAGGGGGUCAAGCCUCCUUCAGCAUAAGCGGACACAUUGCAAAAAACCUUACCAGUGCGCUGAAUGCUUGCAACAAUUUACAAAGAAGAUGGACUUGUACAAACAUCAGAGAUGCCACACAGGACCCAGCCGAUACGCUCUUACCAGCAUUGGUGCUAAACCGUCUUUAAAGACGAUGACCGACGCCAGCCACGUUGAAAGAAACGAAUCCACCCCCAAAGUCUCCAGGUUGAAGAUGCCAAGUGAGAACGAGGAGGAGAUUGCUCUUCAGGAGAGUUCCGACCAGGAGAUUCUGCAUGAAAUGUGUCCCAAAAGAGAUGACACAAAUGUUUCCCAAAGUCUGGAUCAGGAAGAAUGCCGUGAGAGUGGAGACAAGCCUGCAGUUCAGCAGACGUCCCAGCCAAGGAAAAGGAAGCGUAAAUCUGACCACCUUGAGGAAAACGCCAUAGAUCUCAGUAAAAAGUCAGUACAAAAGAAAGUUCCCAAACUGAGGAAAUCCUACAAGUGCCCUGAUUGUGGCAAAUGCUUCAAGCGGUGCUCACCCCUUAACAUACAUAGGAGAACCCACACUGGAGAGAAGCCCUAUGUGUGCCAUGUGUGUUCGAAAUGCUUCAGUGAUGGCUCUGCCCUUGUCCAGCAUCGGAGGAUCCAUGCAGGAGAGAAACCAUACAAAUGCCCAGAGUGUGGGAAAAGCUUCUCUCAGAGUUCAACUCUUGUUGUUCAUCAGAGAAUCCACACGGGAGAAAAGCCCUAUAAAUGUCCCGUCUGUGAAAAAGGCUUCAGCGCGAGCUCCAACCUUGUGACUCAUCAAAGGAGUCACACAGGUGAGAAACCUUACAAAUGCACGGUCUGUGAGAAAAGCUUUUUUGUCAGCUCACACCUUAUUAGGCAUCAGCAGAUUCACACAGCAGAGAAACCGCACAUUUGUUGGGAGUGUGGGGAGUGCUUCACUCAGAGCUCCCACUUGGUCCUUCAUAAGAGAAUUCAUACUGGUGAGAAACCUUAUUCGUGUGCAGUCUGUGGGAAAAGCUAUCGUGGGAUCUCAGACUUUAAUAUCCAUCAGAGAAUCCACAUGGGUGAGAAGCCAUAUGCCUGCCUGGAGUGCGGAAAAACCUUCCACCAAAGCUCAUGUUUUACCAAGCACCAGAGAAUCCACACUGGAGAGAAACCUUAUGAAUGCCAUGAAUGCGGGAAAAGUUUUACUCGGAAUGCUCAUCUCACAAGGCAUCAGAGAAUCCACACAGGGGAGAAGGGAUACGAGUGCGAAGACUGCGGGAAGGUGUUCAGUUGCAGCUCGCACUACAGCAAGCACCGGCGCACGCACACGGGGGAGCGCCCCUUCUGUUGUGGAGAGUGUGGCAAGAGCUUCAAUGUCAGCUCCAACCUGUACAGGCACCAGAGGGCCCAUGCCAAUGCUAACGCGGCGGCGGUCACUCCCCCGGCCUCCCUGAUGCCCUCCCGUGGCUUGCCUUACCAGUGUGCCGACUGUGGCCAGUGCUUCCGCCGCAACACGGAGCUGGUAACUCACCAGCGGCUUCACACCGGUCGCCUGCCUUUCCAGUGCAGCGACUGCGGCAAGAGCUUCUCGUGGAGUUCACACUUCGCCCGGCACCUGCGGAUCCACACUGGGGAGAAGCCCUACCCGUGCAACGAGUGCGGCAAGCGCUUCAGCCGCAGCUCCCAUCUUUACCGGCACCAGCGGACCCACCGUGGCCGCAAACCCUACAAAUGCACCCUGUGUGGCAAGGCCUUUGCUGAUGGUUUAGCCUUGGUGAAACACCAGCGUUUGCACUUAAUGGGUGGUGACCAACACCACCAGUGUUCAGAGUGUGGACAAAGCUUUGGAGGACGGUCACAGCUGGCUCGCCACCGUCGGCUCCAUGGUACCGCCGACAAGCCCUAUGGGUGUGGUGAGUGCGGGCAGAGCUUUGGUGCUCGAACCCAGUUGGCCCAGCACCGACGCCUGCACAUCUCGGCCGACAAGCCGUAUCACUGUGGAGAGUGCGGUCUGAGCUUCACCUGGAGCUCACAUUGGGAACGGCAUCGGCGCAUUCAUACUGGGGAAAGGCCAUAUUCUUGUGGGGACUGCGGCAAGCGCUUUGGGCGCACCUCUCACCUCUAUCGGCACCAGCGCACCCAUGCUGGCGGCCAGCCUCACGUCUGUCCGGACUGUGGCAAGAGCUUCAACAGCACCUUGCACUUCCAGCGCCACCAGCACGCCCACCACCUCGACUCAGACGGUGCUCAACUCUCUGCCCGCACUUGUGGUGACUGUGGGAAGCCCUGUGCUGAUGCAUCGGCCCUGCUUAGGCACCAGUGCAUGCAUGCAGACGACAGGCCGUAUCCCUGCCCCCAGUGUGGUCGCCGCUUCCGUGGCACCGCAUAUCUCUACAGGCACCUCCGUAACCACGCCCACCCGAUGGAAGAGACUAUGCUCAUACCAGCUUCUACAAAGUGUGAGGAUAUUGUACCGUGCUAA
Gekko japonicus is the source of this 4842-nucleotide messenger RNA. Its product is annotated as zinc finger protein 850-like. The transcript is spliced from 10 exons. Gene Ontology annotation, molecular function: RNA polymerase II cis-regulatory region sequence-specific DNA binding; DNA-binding transcription factor activity, RNA polymerase II-specific. NCBI's taxonomy places the organism in Eukaryota, Metazoa, Chordata, Lepidosauria, Squamata, Gekkonidae. The record is from RefSeq and is a predicted model, not a curated record. The coding region runs from base 61 to 4842 and encodes 1593 amino acids. Gene Ontology annotation, biological process: regulation of transcription by RNA polymerase II.